Tarenaya hassleriana is the source of this 1289-nucleotide messenger RNA. RefSeq names its product survival of motor neuron-related-splicing factor 30. NCBI's taxonomy places the organism in Eukaryota, Viridiplantae, Streptophyta, Magnoliopsida, Brassicales, Cleomaceae. The record is from RefSeq and is a predicted model, not a curated record. Gene Ontology annotation, cellular component: nucleus. Bases 112 to 990 code for a protein of 292 amino acids. The transcript is spliced from 9 exons.
UAGAACAAGCUUUCUCGGGUUCCUCUCGUUUAAAUAUCUUCUUGAAUCACUGUCGCUCUGUCGAGAAUUCUUUGAAGAGAGUUAGGAUCGAAUUAGAGGUUGAAGAAAAAAAUGCUAGGAGGAGGAGAAGAAGUGAGCAUCGAAGAGCUUGCUUCGAAUCUCUCUACGUAUAAGGAGCAGCUCGAACAGGUUGGGCUUCUUUUGGCUGAUGAUCCCGGAAACUCUGAAUAUGGGGACAUGGAAAAAGAACUUACAGAGGUGAUUGCAUUGACGGAGGAACUUCUUGCAACUGCAAAGCAAAAUGAGGUUUAUCAACCAGAUGCUGGAACAAGUACUGGAGGACCUGAUUUUCCUGAGUCUGAAUCAGAGAAAAUCCAAAAUCAUCAGGGGAAGUUUCCCGUUGGAACAAAGGUUCAAGCUGUCUGGAGUGAAGAUGGAGAGUGGUAUGAUGCAACCAUUGAGGCACACACUCUAAAUGGCUAUUAUGUUACCUAUGAUGAGUGGGGAAACAAGGAAGAGGUUGAUCCCGACAAUGUAAGGCCGAUUGAGUACAAUGCUCUCUUGGAAGCUGAGAAAGUAGCUGAAGAAACGAAACGAGCUCUCAAACGGAAGAUUGAGCAAGCUGCAAGUGCUGACUUUCAAUCUCGAAGUUUACCAGCGAAGCUCAAAAUUGAUCCUAAUGAUCCUGAUGAUGUGAAAACGGCAAAGAAGAAGAAGAUACAUGCUUUCAAGUCGAAGAUGCGGCAGGAGCAACUCGAGGUUGCACAGAACAAGAGACAGAAUGCCUGGCAACAAUUCCAGACGACCAAAGCCAAGACUAAAAAGGUGGGUUUCUUCACGGGGCGGAAGAAGGAGAGCAUAUUCAAAUCCCCGGAUGAUCCGUUUGGGAAGGUGGGUGUUACAGGAAGUGGCAAAGGUUUGACGGAUUUCCAAAAGCGAGAGAAGCAUUUGCAUCUCAAGACUGGCAACGUCGAGACCACCGAAGAUUGAUUGAUUAUAUGCCUCAAAAGCCGAUAGACACAGAGGCCAGUCCAAGAGGGCAGGGGAUCUCAGAAGGAAACUGGACCAGACCGCCAUGUUUGUUCGUUCCUGAUUCUAUAGUCGUCUUAAACCAUUGAAUGCCAUGCCACACUGUUUGGAAUUGGCUCUGUAGUCCCGUCAGUAGUUGUAAGAGUGGGUUCGGUUGGUCAGAAGAAACUUUGAAUGCAUUUAAGCACUCGGUUCUUUGGGAGAUGACUUUUGAAAAACAAUCUUUGCGUUUAAUUUUGUUUAUCAGCUUCGAUCCUUGA